GAUUUAAACCCCCAAGGGUUUUAGCUAGCUAGCCUCAAAAACCCUCAUGCUACCACCAUGAUCAUGAUCAUGAUCAUGGCACAUUUCUCUAGGUCUUCAAUGCAGCGCCUCCUCUACUACUCCACUCCGUCUUUCCACCUCCGUCACCUCUCAACGGAGCUGCCGCGCAACAUCUGGGUUACUUCAGGGUCCAUCGACCCGACUGAGAAGUUAAUGCCGUGCAUGAUUCGUCAUACCUAUAAGAGUUCGUCCACUGCCACUUUCCACCGCCUCUCACCUGAGCGGCUACGCAAUGUCUGGAUCUCAGGACUCCUUGACCCUUCCAAGCUUCUUUUAACCGAGAGAAGACUGUUAUACACUGGUGAGAUCGAUAAGAUGGAGGAUGCUAGGUGUGAAAUUGAGAAGAAAGACAACAACACUGAGUCUUAUAUUAAACAAGAGUCAUGGCUGAAGCUAGGUUUGGGAAAAGGAGUUAUUAGCCGCACAGUUCUCAACUGGGUGUUCAAUCCCAAGUCCGAUUCUAUCCCCGCAGAUCUCACUUUCUUUGACUGGAGGGAUAACUAUAAGAUGACUGUAAUUGACACACCUGAUCAUGUUGAUUUCACUCCUGAGGUUCAGAAUGCGCUGCGUGCCUUUGACGGUGCUGUAUUUGUUCUUGAUAGUGUUGAUGGGGUGCAGAGCCACUCCAUUGUUGUCAAUAAGCAAAUGGUAACAUAUCAACUUCCAAGACUUGUAUUCAUCAACAAUCUUGACCAGAAGGGAGCAAAUCCGUGGGAAGUUGUGAAUCAGGCAAGAUUAAAGCUUCAACAUCAUAUUGCUGCAGUUCAAGUUCCAAUAGGCUUGGAAUAUAAUUUUAAGGGACUUGUUGAUCUCGUGCAAUUAAAGUCCUACUAUUUUCAUGGUCCAAAUGGAAUAAUGGUUGUCAUUGAAGAAGUUCCUGCAGAUAUGGAAGCUUUGGUGUUAGAAAAAAGGCAUGAACUCAUAAAAACUGUGUCAGACGUGGAUGAUAAACUUGCUGAGGCUUUUUGCAGUGGCAAGCCCAUAUCAGCAGCUGAUCUUCAGGAAGCAAUUCGUAGAGCCACGAUAGCACGGAAAUUUAUACCAUUUUUCAUGGGUAGUGCUUUCAAAUAUAAGGGGUUACAACUAAUUUUGGAUGGUGUACUUAAUUAUUUGCCGUGUCCAACUGAAGCUAUUAAUUCUGCUCCCAUACAAUCUAAGAAUGAGGAAAAGCAAACACUUCUGGCAUUGGCUUUCACAUUGAAGAGGAAGUAUGACCUAAUAACAUAUAUAAGAAUCUAUGGCGGCAUGAUGCGGAAGGGGGAGUUUAUUACAAACAUUAACACUGGCAAGACAUUCAAGGUUCCUCAUUUUUCUGAGGCGGUGCGAAAGUAUAAGAUCGGGGUUCCUCAUUCGAUUGAGGCGCAAGAGGAUGAGAGGAAGGUUCCUUAUUUGAUUGAGCCGCAAAAGGAUGAUUUGGGGGUUCCUUAUUUGGUUUGUGAGCGUACUGGUGAGGCAUUUCAAGAGGCUCAUGCUGGAGAAAUAAUCGCUGUACAUGAUGUCUUUAAUGCACCAGGUGAUACUUUUACUGAUGGGUUAGUAAGAUAUACAAAGGCUUCUAUUGAUGUUUCUUAGUUGGUCUCGAGAUUCUGGAGUGCAAUGCUUUUUAGGUUUCAAAAUUUUAGCAGACUCGAAGUUUCAGCAGUGUCACUCUUUUGAUAGACCUCCUUGAUGAACGACUAUUUUGUUAAUGUAUAUGUUGAGUUGGUGUAUGUGCAUCUAUUUGGGAGUCUAAGAAUGUUUUAUUUUGACUUGUACAAAUAUCUAGAUAUGCCAUUUUGUGAUUCUGGCUGAUGAUACGGGUUUAUUAGCAGGUAAAUAUGAUUUCUCUUUUGACAUCAGAUAAAUAUGUCAAACAAUUCCAAGAAGUUCAGUUUU
Medicago truncatula (barrel medic) is the source of this 1935-nucleotide messenger RNA. RefSeq names its product elongation factor G-2, mitochondrial. Gene Ontology annotation, biological process: mitochondrial translational elongation. The transcript has 15 exons. The record is from RefSeq and is a predicted model, not a curated record. Lineage: Eukaryota; Viridiplantae; Streptophyta; Magnoliopsida; Fabales; Fabaceae. Gene Ontology annotation, cellular component: mitochondrion. Gene Ontology annotation, molecular function: translation elongation factor activity; GTP binding; GTPase activity. Bases 58 to 1632 code for a protein of 524 amino acids.